AUGGCCAUGGGCAUCUCGUCACCAGCUUCUCUCCUGGGCGCCAAAGCCGCGCCCAGUGCGGUACGGGCUAGGGGCGCUCGGUCCCGGUUUGUAAUCCUACUCAGCAGGCAUUCCCGAACGAGACGAGAUGCGCGAACCUACUCGGCGAACGGGUGCUUCACGGCGUCUCAAGCAGUCAAAAACGAAGCUGACGAAGAUUCCAUGCGCGAUGAAAGGGCGUAUGUCGAUCCCGGGAGGCUUCGAGUCGCGUCCAAGCCCUUCACCCGAGAACGUGGGGGACGAGGUGAAGAAAACGGAUUGGGGAGAGCCUUUGCCAAAUCCGUUGGGGUCCUCACGCUCGCACUCGCGGCCCUCGCCGCGCCGCUCGCGUCACCUCGAGCCGCACACGCCGCCAAAUCUAGCGCAGCCGCAACGGCCGCGGCGCCGGAACAGAAGUACACCUUCAAUCCUAACCUCAUCAAGCUCCCACCAGCGCUGACGGACAAAUUUGACGCCGCGCUGGACGCAGUCAGCAACGAGGCUCAAGCCCUCGGCCAGGGGAUCAAGGCGCAGAUGAACGACCCGUGGUCCGUCGAGGACGUAUGGCUCCUGCUCGUGUGGUCAUACGCCAGGACCAAGGGUCGACGCAAGCUUUGGGACAAGUUGAACGAGAACAACAAGGCUGAAGACGCCGCCGCGUUCGACAAGUCAUUCCUUGGUUGGCUCGACGGACCGAUGAAGGCUGUCUGGUUCUGCUGGCUUGUGUUGUACGUGCACGACGUGUUCAGCAAGAUUUUGGUCAUACCCAUCGACGACCUGGGCUUCGAUAUCGGGGUCUACAUACUCACCAGCGGGGCGCUCGCGAUCAUGACCACCAGCCGGUACCUUCCGGCGUUCCUCGAGACCCGCUUUAAGAUCAUGGAGGUGGCGCUCAAGACGGUCAUCACGCGCCUCGCGACGAUCGCCAUCGGCGUGGUGUCAGUGCUGAAUGCUGGUGUGUGCUUUGGUCUUCCCGCGUCCUCGAUCCUUGGAGUAUCCGGCGUCGGGGGUCUGACCUUUGGCCUCGCUGCGAAGGAUAUUCUCUCAAAUUUCAUGGGUGGCACGAUCCUCGCCAUCAUGCGUCCGUUCACCGUCGGUGAGGAGAUUUUCAUCACGGGAGGGUCCAACUUCCGGGGCAGUGGCGAUCCGUCGGUCAGUGACUAUCUUGUGAAGGAGAUCGGCUGGUACCAGACCACGCUACUGGCAAAGGACACCAAGCCCACGACUGUUCCAAACGGUUUCUUCCUCGGCACCAACGUGAUCAAUGUCACUCGAGCGACCGCCAGGGUGCUCAUCGUCGAUCUCCGUGUGUUGUACCAAGACCGAGACAAAAUAUACACGAUAUGCGAGGAGCUCGAGGAGUAUUUGCGAGGCAGCGACCUCAUCGACAGCGUCAAUUUCCCGGUUAGAGUCAACCUCACCAGCGCAAAAGCUGACUGCCUGAAUGUUCAGGUCGAAACGCACAUCUACAAGCUGCCCUUGGACAAACAUCUGAAAGCCAAGAUGAAGACCAUGAUGGACAUGAUGGACAUCGUUGACGGGCACACAUCUGGAGUCGCUUAUCCCGUGGAAGUGCAACUGGAAACCCUCCCUGCUUUGUCCGGCAAAAAGUGA
Molecule: messenger RNA, 1632 nt
Organism: Micromonas commoda
Lineage: Eukaryota; Viridiplantae; Chlorophyta; Mamiellophyceae; Mamiellales; Mamiellaceae
Product: small conductance mechanosensitive ion channel family
Exons: 1
Coding region: 1-1632 (543 amino acids)
Biological process (GO): transmembrane transport
Cellular component (GO): membrane
Source: RefSeq, a predicted model, not a curated record